UCGUGCCUUCCGAUGGACAAGACACCGGCAUAAAAUACAGUGACUGAGAAAUCCAGUGUUCGAAGGUGAGUCGAAAAUCAAAAUCUAUGAACGGCACUCAUCGAGGCAAGAAAAAUGUCUUCAGCUUCGCUCUCUGAUCCCGAGUUCUCCCGUCUCUGCCGUCUGAUCAACGAUUCUCUCCACCCUUUCACCGAAUCAGAGAAUAUCUCUCUAAGCAAAGAAGAAGAGAAAAACCUUCUCCUCAUCCUAUCUCAGGUGUCAAAUGAAAUCCACCGCUUGAUUCACACGACUAACACCGCUUCUCCAUUAAACCCAUACUUAGAAAACCACCAAUUUUUAUCCAAAGCAAUAUCUCACCUGAUAACUAUAUUAACUCUCGAAAGCCGAUUCAUUCAACAUUUAGCUGGCAACGUUCUCGUGACCCUCUCUGAAUUUAUAGCUUUGUCUGGGAAAAGUUGGGACUUUUUAAUCCGUUCGCUCUGUAUUUGCUUUGAAUUCUCAAUCUCUAACAUAUCUUCAUGUUCAUUUGAACCUUCUAUUGGUGGAGUUGAAGGUUCAGAUUCGGAUUUGUUAUGUCUUGUAGGUUUAUUAAAGCCUAAGUUGAAAAAUGCUAGCUUGUUUACAGUAGCUGGAAUUAUUCGAAUUUUAAGAAAUAUACUGAAAAUUUUGAAGGAAGAGUGUGAUGAUGAGCUUGUUCAAGUGUUUUUAAAUUUGAUUCGUUUUGGUAUUUUGAAUGUGCCUUGGGAUUCUAUGGAUGAGAUCUUUCGUGGAAAUGGUGGUGAAGAUGAUGAGCUAAGAAUUGUGUUCUUAGGGAAUUUUAUUCAGUUUCUUUGUUCAUUGGUUGAGCAGUUUAGUUUUGUGGAAGGGUUAGAUGAUUCCCUGGAUAAGCAUGUGAUUCUUUUGAAAAUUAUCAACCUUAUGCCCAAACUUCUAUAUUGGUGCCUUGGCAAGAAAGGGGAGUGUGUUAAUACGUGCAUCUCUCGGUACUUCAGGCACAAGUUAUUGGUUUUGAUGAUCAGGCUCAGUUUCCAAAUACCCCUAGAUUGUAUGGUUCUUGUUUCCUGGUUUCAGCUUCUCCAUGAGUACUUUCAAGAGCUUUUAUGCCAACCUUUAACUGAAGUUGAGUAUCAGUAUGAUUGUCUAGAAGACUCUCCUUUUAUGUUAAGUAUUACUGAUGGUGAAGUACAUAGUAUGCACUCUUGCCAUUUACAAAGACAGGCCAUUUUUCUUCUCUUGAGGUGUUGCUUCAGUUUGAUAAAUCCAAGAAAAGACACUGGCAUGCAUUGUCCUAGUGCAAUUUUAAAGUCAGGCUUGAGUUUUGACAGAAUUCCAGAUAUGAGUUGUUAUGGUAGAAAGAAAGGUUUAUUAGAGCUUUAUACAUGGCUUUCUGAACAUCUGCCUGUCGAUAUGCUUGUGGACCGUGAAACGUACAUGGAGAAAUGCAUAAGCUUUUCAUUUUCCUUCCUCAAACUGUACAUGCAUGAGGAUGAUGUGUUAUUCAAAUUGCUCUUGCAACUGCUUUCUGUGCAAGCUUGUGAAGAACAACAAUUCCCUGAAGAAAGAUGGGAAUCUCAAGAUAUGAGAGAAGAUGUUCUUUUUCAUGUUUCAAAUAUAUUUAAUCCCAUACACCUAUUUCAUCUGUUCCUUGCUGAGUUGCACUAUGACCAUCAAGUGCUUCUUGAUUAUCUUAUCUCAAAAGACACAGGAAUUAGUUGUGCAGAAUAUCUCUUAAGGUGCUUGCGCAUGGUAUGUGAUUCAUGGCAAAUAUUUACAAAAUUUUCAGUGUAUGGGGAAGUUAAAAAUCAAUCUUAUUGCAAGAGAAGAAAAGUUUCAUCAGAAAGCUCCAAAUCUCAGAUAGAGCCAUCAUCCGGACCUGCAAAAUUUGUUCCUUUAUACCUAGAGAAGAAAUUUAAGAGUGACCUUGAAUAUAGAACUGGGGAACAGGCGUAUCAGCAAGCGAAAGACUGCUUGCUUUCUCUGAAAAAUUCCAUGGAGAACCUUCACCUGAAGAACUUGUUUCCAUAUAAUCCAGAAGUGCUUUUAAAACGCUUAACAAGAUUUCAGGAACUCUGCUUUAAGCAGUAGGAUGAUUACAUUUUGAAGAAUGGAAGGCCUAUUCAGCACGACUCUGACCUCAUUGAGGCAGUUCAUUCAAAGGAAAAAUGGACGUAUUACAAACGGAUUUUUAUGAGGCUAAUAAUCUUUCUUUUUUGUUUGACAACAACAAAGAGCACGAGAGAGAAGAAAUAUUUGAAGACUGUUUCUAUGUGCAGCUAACCAAGGAAGAGCAGUGAAAGGAGCAGUACUCGCCGUGGAUGGAGGGAAGAUGCCUAUAGAAUUGACAGAUGCCUUAACCUAAACAUAGAAAUCAAUUAUGGUUUGGAACUUAUUUACUAUUUAUUUAGAAAUUUAUGGGCUUUGGUGGACUUCAUUCUACUUCAAAGGGCAAACGACAAGAAACAGCCAAUCAGGCCUUCUAUGACUCCUGAUCAACUUGAUAUGCUACUAUUUGAAAAAGUUUAAUUCAUGUAAGUAUUAACUAUAAUUAAAUUUAAAUGUUAUACAAAUUAAUUUUCCAUGUUGACAACUAUUUACUAAAAUGUUUAC
This is a messenger RNA of Theobroma cacao (cacao), 2607 nucleotides long. Its product is annotated as golgin. NCBI's taxonomy places the organism in Eukaryota, Viridiplantae, Streptophyta, Magnoliopsida, Malvales, Malvaceae. The record is from RefSeq and is a predicted model, not a curated record.